Messenger RNA from Diaporthe batatas, 2337 nucleotides. RefSeq lists its product as uncharacterized. NCBI's taxonomy places the organism in Eukaryota, Fungi, Ascomycota, Sordariomycetes, Diaporthales, Diaporthaceae. Gene Ontology annotation, cellular component: site of polarized growth; plasma membrane; actin filament. Gene Ontology annotation, molecular function: actin filament binding. Bases 1 to 2337 code for a protein of 778 amino acids. Gene Ontology annotation, biological process: regulation of actin filament polymerization. The record is from RefSeq and is a predicted model, not a curated record. The transcript has 3 exons.
AUGGCAUCGCUCAACCUGUCCAUCAACGGCCCCUCCAUCAAGAGUAGCUACCAGGGGGUCGUCAACGGCCAGCUACCCAAGUCAGACUCCCCGACCUACGCCCAAUGGGCCUUGUUCACGGUCCAGGCUCCCCUACUCAACGCCUUCCAAGAUGGCGGCGCCAAGGAGAGCAUUCUCAAGGUCGAAACCAAAGGGGAGGGUGAGCUUGCCGACCUGAUCGAAGACUUCAGCGAGGGCCGGAUCCAAUUCGCAUUCGUAAAGGUCAAAGAUCCCAACACCGCCCUGCCAAAGAAUGUCCUCAUUGCUUGGUGCGGGGGCGGCGUCCCCGAACGAACGAAAGGCUACUUCACCAGCCACACAGCCGCCGUCGCCAAAAUCCUCCAUGGCUACCACGUCCAGAUUACCGCUCGUUCAGACAGCGAUCUCGAACCCGCCGCCAUUAUACAGAAGGUCUCGGAUGCUUCUGGCGCCAAGUACACCGCAGGUGGCUCCGCACCCAUGCCCUCGGCGGCGCCCCCUCCGGUCGCCAAGAAGCCCGUCUUCACCCCCACAACGAGCACCGGAGGCUCCGUGAACCCCCUCGUGGCCGCACGCAACCGAAGAGAUGACAAUGUCGACGAGGAUGGCUGGGGCGCCGAUGCGCCACCAGUGACGAGGACAAAGCUGGAAAAGGUGGACUCAGCCUACAAGCCUACCAAGGUGAACAUAGCAGACCUAGUUAAGAACCAGGAACCGGCCAGGUUCAAUGGCUCUAGCCGACAAGACGACGCGCCUAGUGAUGUCGUCAAGGGUGGAUACCAGCCCGUUGGAAAGGUUGACAUCGCUGCACUCCGAGCGCAAGCCAAAAACCAAGAAGAUCUCCGGCCGACUCCCGUCAAGGGCUCGUACGAGCCCGUGGGCAAGGUCGACAUUGCCGCCAUCAGGUCCCGCGCACAGAAACCCGCCGAGUCGGCUGAAGAAGAGGCACCCCGCCCCUCAGUCUCGGAACGAACAUCAGCCUUCAGCCAGCCAGCGCAGUCUGAACGCCUCACCACUCUACCAAAGCCCAAGGUUGCCAAGAAGUUUGGAGGAGCGAGCGCUUUCACCGGCACAAAAGCUCCCACUCCUGGUGGGCUGGGUUUCGGCGCACCUGCUGUCCCUGCGGCCGCUCCUGUCGGUGCUGCUAGUCGCACCUUCGCAGACCAGGGAGGCAAGACUCCAGCCCAGCUGUGGGCGGAGAAGAAGGCCCGAGAGAGAGGCGCUUCGGGCUCGGGCGCGGACCUGCCACCUCCAGCCACGUCCCCUGUGACUGCUCAGAAGAGCGGAGGCGAGUGGAAGAGUGGGUACAGUGGCAAAACCUGGGGUGCUGUCCAGACCGGAGCGUACGGCCGAGGCAUCCCCGGACAGAAGACAGGUGACACUGUGGGAUCGAACGAGCCGGAGCAACCCGCUUCUCCGUCUGGUGGUGUUUCUGCCCUCAAGGAUCGAUUCAAGGGAGCAGCACCUAUGGGCGCUGCUGCGCCCGCAAUCCCUCGGGCCGCUACGGGUGCCAGUGACAGCGCCCCGCCGCCGCCGCCCCCAGAGGCGAGCCGACCUUCGGGAGGAUUCGCGUUGCCAGGCCUGCCCUCGCGACCUGCGGCGGAUGAAGAGGAGGCUGAAGAGGAGCCGGAGCGGGAGACGUCGCCGAUCCGAGUCGCUGCCCCCGUCCCACGUGUUCCUGAGCCGGAGAUCGAACCAGCACCUCAGCAACUUCCAUCGCGCCCUAUACCUGUUCCCGAGGAAGUACCCCAAGAGCGGGAUCUACCCGAGGAGCAGCCCGCUCACGACCUGGCCCGUGGGGCGGCAACUGCUGUCGCGGAAGAGGCCUUUGGUCACGAUCAAGUACAAGAGACCCAAGCCGGCUCUUCCGGUGGCAAGCGCGCCAUCAUCGAGUACGACUACGAAAAGGCCGAGGAGAACGAACUCGAGCUCAGGGAAGGAGAAUAUGUGACAAACAUCGAUAUGGUCGAUGAUGACUGGUGGAUGGGUACGAACUCGAGGGGCGAGAGCGGCUUGUUCCCAAGCAACUACGUCACAUUGGUCGAAGACGAUGAUGCCACGGCUGGAGCUGGGCAGGCUGCCGCGCCUCCCCCGCCCCCCGCUGCUGCUGCCGCUCCGGCCGAGCCCCAACCCGCAGCGGGCGGAGGUGCCGUCGCAACGGCCCUCUUUGAUUACGAAGCAGCUGAGGACAAUGAAUUGAGCUUUGCGGAAGGUGACAAGAUCACAAACCUGGAGUUCCCAGACGACGACUGGUGGUUCGGUCACCUCGGGGCCAAGUCCGGGCUCUUCCCAGCCAACUAUGUCGAGCUUGAUGCUUAA